Molecule: messenger RNA, 6098 nt
Organism: Procambarus clarkii (red swamp crayfish)
Lineage: Eukaryota; Metazoa; Arthropoda; Malacostraca; Decapoda; Cambaridae
Source: RefSeq, a predicted model, not a curated record
AUAUAUAAUGUAUUUAAACAUAUACUGUGUUUGUAUGUUUAUUGCCUCAUUCCGUCAUACAUGACCUAUUUUUCAACAUAACCUUGUGAAGUAAUUGUAUUAUUGGAACCAACCCAAUUAUCUACAACUGACAUCCAACGCGUUCUUUUAAGUAAAUCUUUACGUCUAGUGUAUUGAAAAUUAAGUUUAUUUUACCCCUCAUAAUAUAUUCACGAUAUGUAAAUAUAAAUGUUAUAUCCAAAACUAAAUUUAGGCACAACGAAACUAGUAAAACACAAACAUGUUUGGGAACAAUAAUAUGGCUGACAGACGCGAAUCAGCUGAUGGAUGCGACAGCGGCGUCUACCCAGUCUGCCUGCUGCAAUAAUGACCUAGAUCAUCUUCACUGGGUGCUCCAAGCCUUACCUUACUCAUAAGUGAAGGUGCGGGAUGGAGGCAGAGAAAGUGACUGAGUUCAUUUCCUACACACAAGCUGACCCAGUCCUCGCUCGACAAAUUCUGCAGAGCGAGAACUGGGAUGUUAAGGCUGCUGUACGGUUAUUUUCGGUGCUAAGAGGGGCCAGUCCCUUUCAUCACUCAGGGCCAGUGCGAUCAUCUCCACCCAACUUCAGUUCUUCAGUUAAACCUCCAGUAGCUCCUAAACCCAUCUAUGAGCAUAAGCCCACUUAUGACACCAGACAUUUAGCUGAAGGAAGAUCAUCUAGUGGCUCCAAAUUGGCACCUCUCCCACCGCCAAGAGUGAGAAAGGUGGGAGCCCUGCCCAAGCUCUAUCAUGAAGGACAGUCUGGGGUACCAAUGUUAACACAUGUUUUGCCUUCAGUGGGCCCAGAUGUUCUUCCUGUAGCAAAUAUUUUAGUUGAGCCAUACAGUAAGAGCAUUAACACUACACGAGUCAAUAGUUUACCACCCUUACAAAAAUGCUGCGGCAGUGUGAACCGUUCUGUGAACUUCUGUCAAGGGCCGGAUUUUUCUUCUUGUACAACCCCAGUGGCAACUUCUUCAGUGCCUAGUAUAAAUAAAUAUCCGUCAAAACCUCAAAGUGGAAGUGCAAAGAAUGCGCUUCUUAAAGAAAAAGUUCGUGGCACAUCCGCAAGCUUCCUAGAAAGCCAAAGGAACUCUGUACAUGAUGGCACUUCCAGAUCUUCCUCCGUACCACAUAGCUCGACAAUUCCUUCGCAAAUAACUGUUAAUAGUAGCUGUAUAAUAAGUGUCAACAAUCCCAAUAAUAAUACCAAUAAAAACAAUAAUAUAUAUUUAAAUGACUUUUCACCAUCUGUGAAUGACUCAGGAACCCUUUCCACUGCAAGCCAGACAACGAACAGUGUUUACAAUGCUUCAUCUCACUCAUCACCUUUGUCAUAUUCUAUGCAGGCUGCUUCCAAAGACUCGCCAUAUUCAUCAUCAGCUGUGCCUUUUGUCACUGGUCCGUCAAGUGUGAUUAUCUCCUCAAUCACUAGUAGUAUUGAUACAAAUACAAGAGACUCCAAGUUAGUGCGAAUUAUAAAUGUAGAUUCCUCAAAAGACUACCUGUGUCCUCCUGGCUUUAAGGAUAGAAGUGACCGAGAAGCUAAUUGUGUAUGUGACUGUCAGGAAUCUCGCUUGCCAGAGAAAAAUACUAAUCAUAAAGACCUUCCAUUGACUGAAAAUGUAACUAAUAAAAUUAUAGAUGGGGAGAGGUUUUCAAGUGAUGAAACUGAUUGUGUGUUGCGGCCUGAGGUGUCCAAUCUUGUUAGCUCAGGGUCGGGACCUUCACUCUCUGCCCCAUGUUCACCAGCCAAACCAUUGCUGCGGAAAACAGAAGCUGUAGAUUUGGAGGAGUAUGAUUAUUACAAAAAAUUGAGCCGAGGGAUAUCUAAGGCUACUGACAAUGUAAAUAUUGUAUCUAAGGCUCGGUCUGAAUUUGCACAAGAGAUCUGGGAAGCAAUAGAUUCCAGCCGUACUCCAUUUUUCAUAGAAACUCCUAUUUUCACUUUUACAUUACCAGACCUUAGCAUAUAUUCAGAUGAAUUUCGCUUGUUUUUGGAGAGAGAUCUGAUUGAGACAUCAACCUUGGUAUCCCUGGAGGGUGCUGGACGCCUAAAUUGGUGGGCUCUAAUUGGCGCUUCCCAAAGGUUGUGGCCUUUGGCAACUACUGGUGAUGGCAACUGUCUCCUGCAUGCUGCAUCACUUGGAAUGUGGGGGUUUCAUGACCGUUUGCUAACCCUUCGCAAAGCUUUACAUGAAUUUUUAACCCGAAGUCAAUUUAGUCGUCCACUGUGGCGGCGAUGGCGGUGGCAAGUUGCACAGCAGAACAGGGAGACAGGUAUUUUCACAGGUUUGGUGUAUAGUAAUGAAGAGUGGGAAACAGAAUGGGCAAAUGUUCUUCGGUUGGCCUCUAGUGCUCCGCGUGGCAGCCAAGACAGUGGUGGAGAGGGCAGCUCUGACAGCAGUCAGAAAACAAAAGGGCAAACCAACACAUGUUCUAAGGCUGAUUCUCCCCCUGCAUGCAAGAGAUUAAGUAAUGGAUUUCAAACAAGCCAAAGUGAAGACUGCACAGGACAUGUUUAUGAGAGCUUAGAAGAGAUACAUGUAUUGGCUUUGGCCCAUGUCCUUCGACGACCUAUUAUUGUGGUAGCUGACAUAACCCUGAAGGAUGUCAGUGGUGAACCAUUAGCUCCCAUCCCUUUUGGUGGGGUAUACCUUCCCUUGGAGUGUCCUCCACGCGAGUGUCAACGCUCUCCGCUGCUUUUGACGUAUGACGCUGCUCAUUUCUCUGCUCUGGUUGUUAUGGAAACACAGGCAGAAUGUAGUGCCUCUCAGCUUCCUGCUGUGGUUCCCUUGACUGACUGUUGCCAUGAGCUGCUACCUAUCCAAUUUGUGAUUGACCCUGGGGAAGACUUUGUGUGGGGACAAGAUGACCAAAACCCAAUAAUUGUACAGAAGCUCACCAUAACUAAUCAUGAUCAAGUUGGACUCCUCAAUGAAUAUCUUGAUGUAACCCAGGUGCCAAUCCCACCAGGUUAUCUUGAGGCUUGUCAGGCAGUGGACGAAGCCGACUCACCUGAGAAUUAUCACCCAGAGAUUGAGAAAAAAUCUUCAGAGUCAAGUUUUGACUCUGAUGAAGGCCCUCCAUUCAUAGAUGGAGCAAGUGGGAUUUUUGCAAGUAAAAGCAAGGCCUCUAAGCAGCUACAAACGGUUGCAAAGCAAUUUGGAAGUAUUGGUAAGACAAUGUCAAAAAAGAUUAAAAAGAAUUUUGGUACUUUGUCAAAACUGGGUCGGACUGGGUCAUUUAAGAAAAAAGACGAAUAUAUAAAAACUUGCAGUGUGACAAAAAAUGGCCGCAUGCUGAAAGUUUCCACACAUCAGAAUUACAUUUUAGCAGCUAUGAUUCACACUGAAAAGCGCCAUGCAUACCAAGAAGAAAUGGUGCGCAACUAUCUCAAUACUGCACGUCGUAGGUUUGAAAAGGAUGCAGAAUUGAAGAAGAGACAAGAGGAGGAGAUAAAGCAAUUAAAACUAGAACAGUUGGAGCAUCAAUCUGAAAUGGAGGGCCCUGUGCAGUGUAUUAAUCCUGGCUGCAACAUGUAUGGCACAGCACUUACAUCUUACAUGUGCUCAUCGUGCUUUUCCAAGCAAAAAGAGCAAGAGCAAAAGUACAAGCGACAGACAACAGGCAAUCUAAAUUCCCCCAAAUCAACACAUUUCCGGGCUGAUGGGCCACAGUAUGGGGCUGGGAAGUCCAAAUUUUAUGCUGAGCUGGAUGCUGCAUCAGCAUCAGAUGCAUCAAAAAUUCCAGUUAUCCAACCUUUGUCCUCUAAAAAAGAUGGUACAUUAUAUUUAUCUAAUUCUACUUUCUACAGUGAUAGUUCUACAGUUCCUAGCUAUAACAUUGCUAAAUCUCAGUCUGCUGGUCCAACCAAUGUUAGCUCUGUAUGCACCAAUACUCAUUCAGUGGAACCAGAUUUGCCCUUGCAGCUUUCACCUGCUACUGUCAUAACAACCACAAUGGGCUGCCAGAGCUCAGAAACCUUUACACCUGUUGCUAUAGAUGAUGUGAAUGUCAGUGUCCGAGGAGAGGACAGGUCUGACAGUCCAUCACAGCCUUGUCUAACACGAGACUGUAAGUUUUAUGGAAGUUGUUCAACCGGUGGAUAUUGCUCUCGGUGUUACCAGGAAAAUAACAGCAAAGGUCACAAAAAUGUGAUGGUGCAGCAGAUAAAGUCUGUCCAACUAUAGGCUUUCGCCACUUAAUGUCGUGUGCUUUAAUUUAACAUUGAAUGUUUAUUGUUUUGACAGUUUUGGUGUUUAACCCCCAUUUAUAGAAUUGUUUAGGUAUAUUUUAUCUAGUCAUAGUGCCAUAAUUAUUGAGAGUUCUGUUAAAUGUUUAACCCAGUGAUGUUUUUAGUAAAAGUGAAAAUGCACUUACCUUAACAUUUGUUGAGGAUAGAUGUGCCUUUGAUACAUAAAGAUGCAGUAACAAUUUCCUCAGAUUAGCAGGGAGUGUGGAAUGAUAGAAAAUACCAAGGUUCUUGUGGUAAUAAAAAGGAAAAUAGUGUACAGAACAGUGGUAAUUGGGUCAAGGUGCCUAGUUUCAGUGGUACUGAAAGCUUAAAGAAGAAGCCCAUCAUAGAUGGAUACUGUAUUGUGAUUUUUAGAAAGUUGAGCAAAAAUAAUUAUCUCAUUUGGAAUUGAAUGUGUUGUGCAUUGUUACAACAUUUUGUUUUCAUCAGGUAGCAAAUUAAAAUGAAUUGCCAUACUGGUAUGGUAUUGUAAAUGUGCAUAUACAAAGGUAUGUUAAUUCUGCAUUAAAUUUCAUCUCUACAUAAGAUUAGUAGUAAUUGGAAUUAUUCGCUAGAAGCAGCAGCUCAUGUUUAACAUGAGUUUUAGUACUUUAUAUACUCUACAUAUUACAUUUUGACAGCAUAUUAUUUUUUCCAACAUUUCAUUUUAUUUGCAUUUUACUUUUAAAAUAAGGUUAUGAGUAUUGAUUUAUUAUCAAUAAAUGGAAAAUUCUUAAUUUGUUAAAUGACCAUUUGAAAAAAAAAUUUAUCUUUUCAGUAAGGUACUACGUAUAUAUGUUAUAUUAUUAAUUUUCUUAAAUAUGUUAAUCUUCUUGCAACCCAUUUACCAUACCCAUUCCUCUCUCUAUUUUAUGUUAAGGAUAUACACCCUAACCUACUUGAAAAUGUUAAUAAUUUAAGAUAUGUAAUUAAGAUAGCAUGGUAAAAUGAGAAGGCAUAUCCACAGUUGUUGGUGAAGUCUCAUUUGAAUUUGUGUAACCUGCAUGACAUCCAUUAUUGUUGUGUAUUUUACACAUACAUUUAUACAUUUCACCAACAAGUGCUGUAAUAACACUAGCAAAUUCUCAAGUGACAGCUAAAAACAUUGAUUGCAUUUGAUGAAUUUUGACUGUCAAAUAUAACUGCUAUUAUAUUUUACAGGACAGCAUGAAAUCAUGUCCAGUUAUUAAUAUCUUGAGAUAGUGAGGAACACUACAAAUGGUCAUUAAUGGGCUUAACGGCAGCAAAGGCAGGCGUUUGGGACGAGAGGAUCCUAACCAAGAGAGGAAUGGGUUGAUGCAAAUUAAUCUGGUGCACUAUUACUACCUCCAGUUGAAUGUCAUUUAGGUUUAUAAAGGUAUAUUUUGUAUUAACAUUGAUUAUCAACUGUGGUUUUUUAAAGAAUUAGUUUGCAUAUCAAGAAUUAUGUGUGUGUGUGUGUGCAUAUUUUCAAUUGUUAAUGAUUGGUAUUACAGUCCUUUGGAUUUGGUGAUGUGAGUGUAAAAUAUAUAUAUAUAUUUUCUUACUGUAUUGUGCUGCCUAAAGUGAAUAUAAUAUUAAGGCAGGCAUCUCAGUAGCUUAGAUGUAUGCAAUUGCAAUUGGUAGGCAUACAUGUAAUGGACUAUUGCAUCUUGUCUCACUAAUUUUCUUCACCAUGUAGAUUCUUUGAGAGAAUUUUAGCAAAUGCCCAAGCAAUCUUUCAUUAUAUGAUACAAUACCGUAUGUGUGUGUAUAUAAAUAUAUGCAUGUGUAAUUACCUAAGUGUAGUUACAAGAUGAGAGCUAUGCUCAUGGUGUCCCAUCUUCCCAGCACUCUGUCAUAUAACGCUUUGAAAUUACU